UUUUCCCUUCGACUAAUUUUGAUUUCCUGAAAUGAACUUCUCCUAUUGUUAACUCUUUAUGACUUGUUUAUGAUUGAAUAAUCACAAGCUCACUUGAUGCAGACGUCUCUCCACCAUGUAUCUUCCUUUGGUAAUAUCUUUUACCUUUUACUCAAUCAUAUUCGUAAGAGCUAAACAUUGUACAAUCCAAACUAUUCUUCGUUGGAUUUCUUCACAUUUUGAUGUAGACGGUUCCUUGCUACAACCAUGUAUUUUUCAGGUAAAUCAAUCCCUUCUGAUUUUAUAUAUACCUUGAGGUGAUUCUCCAGCUUCUGUUGUAGCUCCAUUUUCCCACAAAUUUCUAACUAGUAUUGUGAAAUUUGCAGACCUUGUAUAGACUGUGUCGUCUUUAACCACCAUUUCUCAAAGGUAAUUUUCUUCUCUAAGACUUUUGACCUGUGUUUAAAAUGGCGCUCGCCUUUUGCGCCAUGGCGCUCGCCUUUUGCGCCAUGGCGCGAGGCGCAGUCAAGCGAUGGCUCUGUCGCCACGUACCACCUAGGCGAGGGUGGGUUCCGUAAGGCGCGCGCCAUGGGUGCCUUGUCGAGAAGGCGAGCAAGUCGAAGGCGUGCGACAUGGCGAGAUUUACGUAAACCGUAUCUAAACCAUAUUAGAACGUACUGCGGUUGCUUUGGUCGGAGUUAACACACACGUUUUAAUGUCUGAUGAGGCUGGGGUAGUGUUACACGUCGUGAAGUUGAUCCAGGAAGAAAAUAUAGGAUCAUGUUGAAUAACAAUUCCAACUCUUGGAAGUGUAUCUUCUGUAAGAAAGACUUCAACGCUGGAAUUUCACGUCUCAAGCAACACUUGAGAGGGGAUCAUAGGAAUGCCAAAGCUUGUACUUUAUGUCCACCACAUGUGAGAGAGGCGUUAAUCAAACACAAGCAGAUGAAGGAUGACGAGAUAGCUGCUCGUAACUUGGCUCGCUCUCCAAGAAGAAGAAGAAGGUCUUGACGAGUAUGAUGAAGAAUGCGGGAAAGAAAGUCAGCCGCGACGGUCUGUCCAUGCUAAGAAGAGGAGAGUUAGAGGUCCACUGGACAGGUAUGUGACUGUUCCUCCUCCUGAUGUUUUGCAAGGAAGGAAAGAUAGAAAGAGUACUCUUGGAGCUGCUUGUGAUAAGGAGGCAAGGGAAAAUGUAUGUGGAGAUAUAACUAGGUGGUUUUUGGAUGCUGGUCUUGCGUUCAAUGCAGUCAACUAUCCUAGUUUUGACAAGAUGAUUCAAUCAAUUGGGCUAUAUAGACCAGGAUUGAAACCACCAAGUAUGUAUGAAUUAAGGGUUCCAUUGCUUAAUAAAGAAGGGCAGAACACUCUUGUCCAAAUUGAGGAUAACAAGAAGGAGUGGGCUAGUAAAGGAUGUUCACUUAUGUCUGAUGGUUGGAGAGAUUCAGUGGCUAAGAAAGACAUUGUCAACUUCCUAGUUAAUUCCCCUAAAGGUUCUGUUUUCAUUAAGUCAAAAGAUGUUUCCGAAGUGGUGAAAGAUGCAACGUUGUUGUUUAAGUUGCUAGAUGAUAUGGUUGAGGAAAUAGGAGAAGCUAAUGUAGUUCAAGUCAUCACAGACAAUGCAAAGAACUACAUAAAAGCUGGAAAAUUGCUUGAAGCAAAAAGACCUCAUCUCUACUGGACUCCAUGUGCUGCACAUUGCAUUGAUCUAAUGUUGGAGGACAUUGGAGAAAUUCCAGCAUUGAAGAGUGCAAUGAAAAAAUGCAUGUUCAUGAAUGGAUAUAUCUACAGCCAUGUCCCUCUUGUGAACAUGAUGAGGAAAUUCACAAAGCAAAGAAAUCUUCACAGGCCGGCUAUAACAAGGUUUGCUACUUCUUGCAUAACCAUGACUCAGUUUCUCAAACAGCAGAAGCCUUUAAGGGAUAUGGUCAAUUCUGCUGAAUGGAGUGAGUCUAAAUGGCCCAAAGAAGCUGGAGCAAGAAAAGUUAGACAGUAUCUUAUGCAAGCGAGUUUUUGGAAGAAUAUUCGACGUGCUCUGAAGAUUAUGACUCCUCUUGUCAAAGUACUUAGGAUGGUUGAUGGAGAGAAAAAACCAGCUAUGGGAUACAUUUAUGCAGCCAUGGACAGGGCAAAAGAGACAAUCGAAAGGGAUUUCAAGUGGAAUAAAGAGAAGUACGAAGAAGCCUUUGAGAUCAUUGACAAAAGAUGGCAGUGUCAGCUUCACCAUCCUUUGCAUGCUGCUGGGUAUUUCCUAAACCCUUCAAUCCAUUACAAAUAUCCCGAUGAUGUACGUUGCGCUGAAGUGGAAGGGGGCUUGUACAAUUGCAUUGCUAGGUUGGUUCCAAAUACAGAGACUCAAGACAAGAUAAUGACAGAGUUGGAUUCUUUCAAGGACGCUUCUGGUAUCUUCGGACACGACAUGGCCAUUAGGCAAAGAGAUAUCAAAGCACCAGCUGAAUGGUGGUUUUGUUAUGGAUCUUCUGCUCCAAAUUUGAGAAGCUUUGCUGUUAAGAUCCUUAGUCUGACUUGUAGUGCUACUGGUUGUGAAAGAAAUUGGAGUGUUUUCCAACUUCUUCAUACAAAGAAGAGAAAUCGCCUAGCACAACAUCGGCUGAACAACAUGGUUUUUGUGAAAUACAACAGAGCUCUAAAACGCAGAAGCUUGAGAAGUGUGUGUGCCACCAGAGAUCCUAUUCUUUUGGAUGAAAUUGAUGACAGCAAUGAGUGGUUGAUUGGAAGAAUGGAUGGAGAUUCAUCUGAUAAUGAUGAUUUGGUGUGGGGAGAUGAUGAUUUGUCAUGGAAUGAUGUGAGCCAAGCUAUGGGUGUUGAAGAACCCAGCUAUUCUACUAGAGGAGUUGGAGCAAAAGGUGCAAGUUCAUCUACAACAGAUAAAGGAAAAGGUAUUGCUAGCUCAAACCAGAAGCAAUCAUCUGCGCCUGCUAUGAGAUUGGUUGAUGAAGAAGAUGAGUUGUAAGAAGAUUUAGAUGAAGAUGACCUUGGGUAUGAGGAUGUUGAGUACGAUGGUGAAGAUGACAAUAAUGGUGUUUCUGAAGAUGAAUUUUAGGUAUUGGUUUUGAGUUAUUCAUUAUGAUAUUAUCUUUUGGUUUCUACAUUUGAGACUUUGUUUUUGGGUU
This is a messenger RNA of Brassica oleracea var. oleracea, 3110 nucleotides long. RefSeq lists its product as uncharacterized. Gene Ontology annotation, molecular function: protein dimerization activity. NCBI's taxonomy places the organism in Eukaryota, Viridiplantae, Streptophyta, Magnoliopsida, Brassicales, Brassicaceae. The transcript is spliced from 8 exons. The record is from RefSeq and is a predicted model, not a curated record. Bases 1250 to 2950 code for a protein of 566 amino acids.